Molecule: messenger RNA, 2179 nt
Organism: Drosophila arizonae
Lineage: Eukaryota; Metazoa; Arthropoda; Insecta; Diptera; Drosophilidae
Gene: temp
Product: protein prenyltransferase alpha subunit repeat-containing protein tempura
Biological process (GO): protein prenylation
Cellular component (GO): cytoplasm
Molecular function (GO): protein prenyltransferase activity
Source: RefSeq, a predicted model, not a curated record
CGAUAUUAAUAACAACAAUAAGCAGGAAAGCAUAUUUAUUUACAAAACUGCAUAUUUGUUUAACGUGUUCGGUUGGCGCUUUAUGCGAAUUGAUGCCAAAUACAGAACAACAACAAAAAUAGCAGCAGCAGCAAAAACAACAAGAAUUAUGCGUGAUUGAAUAAAAGUGUUGAACGCCGUAAUGCUGAUUCGUUAAAAACAAAUAACAACAAUAACAGCAACAGCAACAGCAGCAGUAGUAACCAGCAAAUAGAUUCAAUUUUAAUUGAAAUUUAUUUAUCAACGCCGAGCUAAGGCCGUCGUUUCGAAUGGGAACGAUACAUACCUAUACUGCCAAAGAAAUGUCACAGUGAAGCUUCCAGUUAGCGCCGUAAUUUCCCCUCUGAUAGAAUCGUUUAAUUAACUCAACUCGAAGAUGGGCUCGUGUCUGAAUUGAUGGACAAGAGGCGAAGCAGAAAAGACAAAUAGAACACAUGAAAUGUGGCAAAUUUAAAGCCAUAAAUAUAUAGAUAUUAAUUGACAGCAAUAAAUGUGCAGAAUACAAUUGAAUCGACGGAGGCAAGCGAUCAAUCGUCGACAGCAGCUAAAGAGGAACGGAACGGAUCGUAGAUCGAAGCGCAAAAAUGGAAGACGAAACGAAUUUGGACUUGAACAAUGAGAAGAAAGUGCUGUGCGAGAAGAUCAUCAGGGACAUAAACGCUGUAUUUCUCAAGGAUGCCGAUUUAUCCUCAUUUGAGAUCAUACCCAAGGAAACGAACUGCAACAAGUCGCCCGUGGUGCACGUGGAUCAUAACUUGGGCUUGGAAUCGUGGUGCGCUCAGCAUGUGUAUGAUCAUGCGCAUCGCAUCCUCAUCGCGCAUCGCAAGCAAACGAUGCAACAGCAACUGCGCGCACUGCAGCAGCAACAGCAGAGCGAUUCGCUGGCCAAGUAUUUGAAUGUGGCCCUAUUGAUCAAUCCAGAUGUGACCACCUUUUGGCACAUACGCCGCCAGCUGGUGCAAAAGAAUCGCCUAAGCAUCAACAAGGAGCUGCAAUUCUCAGCGCUCGUGCUGUCCAUCAAGCCAAAGUCAAACGAGGCCUUUGCCUAUCGUCGGUGGCUCUACUCUUUUCAAAGCGCCGAUGCCAUCGACUGGCCACAUGAGAUUAGCAUUUGCGAACGUGCCGCCGAUCGCUGUGCGAGCAAUUAUCAUGCCUGGUCGCAUCGUCAGUGGGUGCUGCAGAAUGCCCCGCCCUGUCUGCUGCAGUCGGAGCUAAUGCGAACGGAAAAGUUCAUACGCAAGCAUAUAACCGACUACAGCAGCUAUCAUUAUCGCCAGCUGCUGCUCAGUCGGGCGUACGAGCAGUGCUUCUACAUGCCAGACGAAUCGCAGCCACCGUGGAGCAGCUUGCGUGAGCUACUCGAACAUUAUGAGCUGGCAGUGGCAGCGCCAGCAAAUGCUGAUUGCGAUGCAGCUGCAGAGCCAUUGCUGCAGCUGUUGUUGCCUAAUCUGAAUCGCAAUGGAGUCAGCGCUCAGCGACUUCGCUCCUUUCUCUAUUGCUGCAAUGUGGCUGCCAGCGAUAUGCGUUUGUGUGCGGAGCAGCGGCAGUUGUAUGGAGCGCACGAUUGCUUUGAGCUGCAUCGACGCGCCUCGCUCAAGUUCAUAGUGGAGCAGUGUCUACGCCUGUUGGCGGGCCUUGCCAACGGUCCCGGCUUUUAUCUGGCCCCCAACAGCAUGAGCCAAACGAACGAGCUGCGCAAAUUUGAUUGUGAAUCGCAUCCAUUUCUCGCCGCAGUGCGUCGUGUCGAGUUCCAAUUGGGCGACAAGCACAAGCAUUGGUGUAAAAUGCAUCUCAAUUUCGCUAAUCAGGACUAAGUGCAGAUUCUGAUUGAAUUGUUCAAUUGUUAUUUGUCAAAAUGUGCCGUAUAUGCAAUGCACUCAUGGAGGCUGUUUCGUUCUCUCAGCCAGAAUCGAAAAGAAUUAUGUAAACAUUUAUAUAACAUAUAUAGAGAUAUAUAUAUAUACACUUAUAUAUAUUUAUAUAGCUUAUGUAUAGAGACAAUGUAGUGCUCGUUAUGUAGCGUCUACGAAUGUGGACCACCUGAACCUUCCCCUCCCUCAAUAGAAUAUCUUGUCUACUUGUUAAGGGUCAGCUCAAAGCGAAACAUUUAUUAAAUAUCUCUAUUCCAAAGUGAACAACA